Messenger RNA from Aplosporella prunicola CBS 121167, 332 nucleotides. RefSeq lists its product as uncharacterized. Bases 40 to 267 code for a protein of 75 amino acids. The record is from RefSeq and is a predicted model, not a curated record. The transcript has a single exon. Lineage: Eukaryota; Fungi; Ascomycota; Dothideomycetes; Botryosphaeriales; Aplosporellaceae.
CACGGCAGAGAGACGACGAAGUGGGGAGUUUAUGUUUACAUGUUGUGUUUACAAUGUUAUGUUUACUUGUUAUGUUUAGUUGUUAUGUUUACAUCCUCCUUCGGAUCCGGAUCCAACAACCGCUCCAGACUCCACUUGCGCAGCGCGCGCACCUCCAAGCCCGUCGUAUGGCCCUGCCUGAACAUCUCGACGCCGGCCCAGGCAAUCAUGGCCGCGUUGUCUGUGCAUAGCGCGAGGGGUGGGUACACUAGUUUUAUGUCUGGGUAGCCGCGGGCGGCGAGGAAGGAUUCGAAUCUAUGGGGUGUAUUAGUGGGAUGUGUGGGGGGAAUAGA